Tachyglossus aculeatus (Australian echidna) is the source of this 1479-nucleotide messenger RNA. It is a transcript of the gene ANGPTL3, whose product is annotated as angiopoietin like 3. Bases 39 to 1421 code for a protein of 460 amino acids. NCBI's taxonomy places the organism in Eukaryota, Metazoa, Chordata, Mammalia, Monotremata, Tachyglossidae. The transcript is spliced from 7 exons. The record is from RefSeq and is a predicted model, not a curated record. Gene Ontology annotation, biological process: phospholipid homeostasis; triglyceride homeostasis; phospholipid catabolic process.
CUUUCUAAACCUCUUGGAAAUUAAAAGCAUCAGAAAAGAUGAGACCAAUAAUACUCUUCCUUUGGUUUUCCCCUUUCGUGAUUUCCUCCGGAAUUGACCAAGAUUAUUCCUCAUUUGAUUCUUCCCUGCCUGACUCCAAAUCAAGAUUUGCCAUGUUAGACGAUGUCAAAAUCUUAGCUAACGGCCUUCUUCAACUAGGACACGGUCUUAAAGAUUUUGUCCACAAGACCAAGGGGCAAAUUAAUGACAUAUUCAAAAAACUUAACAUCUUUGAUCAGUCUUUUUACGCUCUCUCAGAACAAACGAAUGAGCUCAAGGUGGAAGAGGAGCAGUUGAGAAAAACCACAUCGAAACUCCAGGCCAGAAACGAAGAGAUGAAGAACAUGUCGCUUGAACUCAAUUCAAAACUUGAAGGCCUCUUGCGAGAAAAGACUCAACUUCAACAGAAAGUUGGGGGACUGGAGGAGAAAUUAGCACAUUUAGAUAAAAUUCAACCGGAGAUAGAGGAACCCAAAGAAGUUAUCUCGCUCAAGAGCUUUGUAGAACGGCAAGAUAGCAAAAUCAAAAACCUCCUGGAAAUUGUGCAAGAGCAGUACGCACAACUAGAUAAGCAACACAAUCAAAUAAAAGACAUCGAGGAAAAGCUGAGAAAGACUGGCUUUCAAGAAACCACAGACACCUCAUUUUCUUCAAAACAAAGAGCUCCACGGACUAUUCCUUCUUUUCAAUUUAAUGCAACCAGAAAAUCUGAAGGUCAGGGUGUUCCGGCUGAUUGUUCUGCCAUUUAUGAUGGAGAGGAACAGUUGAGUGGCGUAUACGCCAUAAGGCCCAAUGAAUCCGAGGCCUUUAAUGUCUACUGCGAAGUAAAAUCAGAUAGUUCAUGGACCGUAAUUCAACGCAGAUCGGAUGGAUCGCAAAAUUUCAGUGAAACCUGGGAGAGCUAUGAACGUGGGUUUGGCAGCCUUGAUGGGGAAUUCUGGCUGGGCCUAGAGAAGAUCUAUUCCAUAGUCAAGCAAGGGGAUUACAUCUUACGGAUUGAGCUGGAAGACUGGAAAGACAACGAGCGCUACGUUGAAUAUUCGUUUACCUUGGGAAGUAAAGAAACAGACUACAUCCUGCACCUCUCUGAGAUUACAGGCAAUAUUCCCAACGCGCUCCCCGAACACAGAGAUCUGCCGUUUUCUACGUGGGACCACAGCACAAGGACAGAUUUCAACUGUCAAGACAGCUCUUCAGGUGGCUGGUGGUGGGAAAAUGCAUGCGGAGAAACCAACUUAAAUGGGAAAUACGCCAAGCCGAGAUCAAAGAGUAAACCGGAGAGGAGACGAGGACUGUCCUGGAAGCCUCCGAGGGGAAGAUCCUACUCCCUCAAGGCCACCAAAAUGUUGAUUCACCCAACAGACUUAGGAAGUUUUGAAUGAUAUGCGCUCAGGCAAGUGAAGCGAAAAAAAAGCAAAUAAAUGGAACAAAAACUCCUCA